This is a messenger RNA of Anolis carolinensis (green anole), 2817 nucleotides long. RefSeq names its product WBP2 N-terminal like (gene wbp2nl). Gene Ontology annotation, cellular component: nucleus. The transcript has 8 exons. The record is from RefSeq and is a predicted model, not a curated record. Lineage: Eukaryota; Metazoa; Chordata; Lepidosauria; Squamata; Anolidae. Bases 111 to 1001 code for a protein of 296 amino acids. Gene Ontology annotation, biological process: positive regulation of DNA-templated transcription. Gene Ontology annotation, molecular function: transcription coactivator activity; chromatin DNA binding.
GCCGCCCGCCAUCUUUGGCGUCCGGAGGCGGGCCUUGCGCCGUGAAGUCACGGCCUGCGAGGGACACCAAAAGGGAAGGCCCGCCCCGCCGGGUGCCAUUGGCCGGGAACAUGGCGGUGAACAGGAACCACUCAGAAGGCGGAGGGGUUAUCCCGCCCAACGGGGAGAGUAUUCUCAAACAUUGUAAAGAUGUGGAGCUGACCUUUUCUGAUGUGACUAGUAAACCAGAAAUCUUCAAGGGCACCAAGAAAGGAAUGGUGUUUCUCACUCCUUACAGGAUCAUUUUUGUGUCCAAGAGCAAGGACCCAAUGAUGUCUUUCUCUAUGCCGUACAACCUGGUCAAAGGGUGCUCCAUUGAACAGCCAGUAUUUUCUGCCAAUUACAUCAAAGGAGUGAUACAAGCCGAACCAGGAGGUGGCUGGGAAGGACAAGCUUCCUUUAAGAUGAGCUUCUUCAGCGGAGGUGCCAUAGAAUUUGGACAGCUGAUGUUUAGACUGGCAAGUGAUGCUUCCAGAGGAGUUCCUGCUCAGAGCUUUGGCUACGGCUAUAUCCCUGUUCCCGGGGGUUAUGCACCUUUUCCAGGAGGAUAUGCACCUGCACCAGGAGGAUAUGCACCUGCACCAGCAGGCUAUGCUGCACCACCCCCAGCUGCCUAUGGACAAUAUGCUUAUAUGCCUGGGCAAAUGAAUGGAUAUGGACCUGCUCCCCAGCCUAUGGGAUAUGCAUAUGCACCUCCUCAAGGAAUGUAUCCUCCACCUUCUGGCAUGUAUAUGGCUCCUCCUCCUCCAUACCCUGGCCCUUCUUCAGCAGGACCUUCAGCACCGCCUGAGGCAGGACCUUCAGCCCCUAGAACCUGGACAGAACCAGGAACGCCAGAUGGAAAUAAAGCAUCUGAGGCAGCUUCCAGUGCAUAUUAUAAUCCAGCUAAUCCUCAUAAUGUCUACAUGCCUAUGGAUCAGCCACCUCCUUAUGCACCACCAGAGGAGAAGAAGAACAACUAACAAGAGCCCAAUAGUCACCCUUCCAUGUUUCUUGUCCUUGAAGACUUUGCUGUUGCCGCCUCCUCCUGGUUCUGUUUCCAGGUCAUCUUGUGUCAGUAACAUGCACCAAAUUGGGUGACAUAUAUAACCCACUGCUCUUAAAAUUAUAGCAUGGCAGUACAAAAAAGCAAUGUCUGCUAUGCUUUCCUGGCUGUUUGCGUUAUCUCUUGAGGCCAGGAUAGGACUGCCAUGACUGUUUUAGCCUCACUUGGAAGAGGGUGGUGAAUUAUCCUUACUCUAAAUGAAGUGACUUCCCAUACAUAAGCAAGAAAUACUGAAAUUCUUUGUAUGAAACAGACUGCUUCCAUAAUGUGACAAAGAUGCUUGGAUCUGAGGGGAGUAUUUUUGUGUUUUCAGGCAUCUCUGCAUGCCUUGUAGCAUUGGUCUGACAUGUUACAAUUCUCACUUCAUGCAGAUUAAUGCAUUAGAGGGAAUAUUGUAAACGUGUAGAUACUUGUAUCGCUUUCCUGGGAAAGUAUCAGGUAGGGGAACGUGACUCUCCAAAGAUAGCUAGAGAAGAAAGAGAGGGACCAAAAGGUUGAAUACUUCUAAAAUAGCAGCACAUCUCCAGAUUAUAGGUUAUAAAACCACAUAUAUCUUUGCAGCAAAGUUCUUCUCUAUGCUUUUUGCAACUUAAUUAACUUAUCCUUUGCAAAAACCUAUUAGGUGAAAAGAUGGGAUCAUGUGUGAAAUGGUAUGUAAUAAGUUCCCUGCUAUUUUGUUUUGUCUGUUUAGAUCACUAUCUGAAAUGUGCAUCCUGGCAUGGAGCAUAUAGCAACAGAUUUCAAAUUGCGUUAUCUGUGCUUUAGAUGGGAAAUGUAGGGAGAAUCUGUUUAUCUGAAUUGGAACCAAAGAUAUAAAAGCAAAAGGUAUAAAAACUGAGUUCAGAAAUCAGAGCAAGGAACACAGGCCAAAGUGAUUUGAAAACAAAACUCGUGCAUAAUGGUUGGCCUCUUGGGAAUUGGAUCCAUCUCUGCCAAGAAUUCCUUGACACAGUGUUAUGAUAAGAUAGAAGUAUGUUUGAUACCUAAAAGUACAGUUUCUGUUACAGAAUUUGAAAUGAUUGUAGAAGGUAGUUUGGGAAAAAUCUUGAGCAGCCUACUGAAGUUAUUUGAACUUAUCAGUUCCCUAGAUAUGCUGAGCUGAGUCCUUACAUAUUUAGAAAGCUACAUGAGGAAUAGUGUUUGAGUCGGAGCUGUUUGUGAUCAUAGGAUAGGAUUUUUGAAGCUGAACAAUGCUGUUGAUGCAUUACAUUUUAGCUAAGAAGGUCAAAGAGGCAAUUAGGUUCCUGUAUUAAUGGCUGCCUUAGUUAAGCGGUUACUAAUUUGGCAGUGAGAUAUUACAUUUAUAUUUCCCUUACAUUUAUUCUAAAGAGAACUCUUGCUCCACUGGUGUAAUGAAGACUAUAGCUUGAAUAAAACCAAUCAUUUAGGAAAUCCCCCUUGCCCUCCAUGCUUUAAAUGAGAAUAAUGACAAGCCAUAUACAACUUGGUGUUCACAAAUCCUUUCCUAUCUAUUUUCCCCUUAGCAACUGAGCAUAUUCUUCAGUAUAAAGGUUUUUCUAAUAUACCUUUCUAGGUGCAUCCAGGAGACUUUAACAGCCUUCCAUAAUUUAAAUAUUUAGAUCUGUUUGUAAUAUUUUUGAAUUGCACUUUAAUACAGAAUUAUUGAAAUAUUUGUAUUUGUAGCUGUGUAUUGAUAACUUGGUGAAUUUGGGGAAGUGGUUUGGAGGGCAGAAGGAUUUCAUUUCUUACAAUAGAAAUCAUAUGAAAAACUA